AUGGCGACCCACUGUAACCAGGACAGGGUGUUUACGCCUGCGUGUUUCCGCAGCGCUUUACGCGACAUGCGCAUGCGCAAUUCUCCGAUCUCUAUGGAAACGGAUGUAAACAUUUGCAGAGCCGCUGGGUGGGAGACCCUGGUAAAGAUGGCGGAAACAUUAGACAUGGAGAAUGGUAUGAGUGUAGAUAUCCACCUGAACGAACGGAUCCAGGAGCUGACCAGUGCACAGCUCCGGAAGUUACUGGAUGAUAUGAGUAUUUCCACUGAAGCUUUGCAGAUAGAGUCCAAUAUGCUUGAAAAGUAUUAUGAACGUGUGGUGCCCAAAGAAUUGGUCCUACAAGCCCAAACUCAAGCACAGGAGCUUGCCCUGUUGGCACAGGGGCGGUCAAGGCAUCGAUCCAGAUCUCGCAUUGUGCCCAUAGAGCGUCUUUUGACUCUAACAGCAGAGCAAAAGUGCAACAUUGCUUAUAGAGAACUAGAGGAAACAAAAGAGGUGUUAGCAAAGCUGAAGCAUGAUUCAGACCACACAAUUCGGAUUUUACAGGCUACACUUGAGGAAGCUGAAUUUGCGCUGGCUGAAAUAAAAAAAGCAGUCAAUGAGUUUGAACGCGAUAUUGGGACCUUCACACAAGGCAAGAAGGGAAGCACAAUUGUAACAGAGACUCUCUUUAAAUAUUUUGAAGACAAAAUCCAUGCAAAAGAAAUGCUGAUCGAUAAGCUGCAGCUGAAGAAUCACGCAUGGAAGAUGCUGAAGGCUAAACUGCACCAACAGCUCCGACUGAAAGAGGAGGCUGGGGAGGUGCUACGAGAGGUCGACUUUCAUCAGUUGAAGAUUGAAAACAGCCAGUACUUGAAGCAAAUUGAACAGUACAAUCAGGAACUCCUGCAGCUCAAAGUCAUGACAGGGAAAACUCAGUUGGUUCUCAAUUCCUACAAAAGGCAGUUGAACAGAAUGUCAUCAGAGACUAAGCAACUUAGCAGCGAAAUAAAAUCCAGACAAGAACUGCUUAAGAAGAUUGAGCUCGAGACUACAGAAGUGGAAGAAGACAAAGCCAAAGAAGAGGAGCUAAACAGGAAGUUUCGUGACGACAUUUCCAAUUACAGAGUGCCGGACGUCCUUGAAUACGUGCGUGAGACAUGGAAUCGCUUUGACCUAGAGAAGAAAGUGAAAACCUGGGAACGUAAAGUGGAUAUUGCAGAGCUUGCACAUAAAACUUACAGUAAAACCUGGGAGAACAUUAAAAUGUACAAUGAUCAAGAUCAGGACUUGAAUAAAACCAGCACAGAGUGACCAGGGCAUAGAGGGAUUCCUGAAACUGGAACUUAUCACAAACUGGACAAAGGAGAAACACUCACAGGAAUCCAGAGGGAAAAGUUCCCUUAGAAUGAAGAAUUAUUUUAAUCUAGCUGCAAAAGACAGUCAUGCUUUAUGUUGAUAGGCUGGUUGUAUUGUUAUUUCAAAUAAAUAAAGCCAGCCCUUGA
Molecule: messenger RNA, 1484 nt
Organism: Carcharodon carcharias (great white shark)
Lineage: Eukaryota; Metazoa; Chordata; Chondrichthyes; Lamniformes; Lamnidae
Gene: cfap263
Product: coiled-coil domain containing 113
Exons: 9
Coding region: 1-1293 (430 amino acids)
Biological process (GO): cilium assembly
Cellular component (GO): ciliary basal body; axoneme
Source: RefSeq, a predicted model, not a curated record